AUGUACGGAAAGAUUGUUCGGGUUGGUGUUAAGUACUACGUUGUACCACUUCUCCAGGACCAGGGCGGUGGGUUGGACCUAGCUUCCACUGGUAGUCAGAGUUGCCCAGAAAGUGUGGUUCAAGACGAUCCUUACUGGUGGGAAAACACGAUGCAGUUCUACCCAGUUGAUCCGAAGAAAGCUGUGGUUCGUGAAUGGAGUGAUCUCAACAUUGAAUUCCCGGACGCAUACACUAUGGGAUGUCCAGAGAAUAAUGUUUGGACGAUAGUUGGUGAUCUCUCGGUGUAUGAUGAUUCUCAUUACAUAACAGCAGGUGGAGAAAAAGGAAAUCCUCAAUACUACUGA
This is a messenger RNA of Ipomoea nil (Japanese morning glory), 345 nucleotides long. RefSeq names its product miraculin-like. Bases 1 to 345 code for a protein of 114 amino acids. Gene Ontology annotation, molecular function: endopeptidase inhibitor activity. The record is from RefSeq and is a predicted model, not a curated record. NCBI's taxonomy places the organism in Eukaryota, Viridiplantae, Streptophyta, Magnoliopsida, Solanales, Convolvulaceae. The transcript has a single exon.